AUGGGAGACAGCUUCCCGUCUGCCGACCACGAGGCCUCAAACUCGACUCCAGACCAACCUCCCGAGUCGCCUGCCACCCGCGUCUCUUCUCAAACACAUAAAGCAGUCCCAAACGAGGCGCCUUCCAAGCCGAGGAAACCGAAGCCCAUCACCGUGCACCAUGGGUACAGGUACUCAAACCGUUCUCGAAGGUUGCGCGCCGAUAAAAAGGUCGGGGAGGCAGAGGCGAAACGCAGGAAAGAGCUUGUCCGUGAGAGUGUAGAAGGAUUCAAGGAAGAUCUCAGGGAGCUCAACCGGCAGCGGGACAAGGAGCGGCGCGAACAAGAGGCACCAAGGGAAGCAGAAAAGCGGAGGCAGGAGGCAGAACAGCGGUGGAAGGAGGCAGACCAGCGAGCACAGGAGUCAGAGCGGCGGUGGCGGGAAGAAGAACAACAGUGGCAGGAGGCCAAACAGAGGCGGAAGGAGGCCGCGCAACAGCAACGCGCUUGGACAGAACGCUUUACCAACGCCCUGGAGGACUACGUUCUUUGGUCUCAAGAGAAGGACUCUCGGCGUUGGCGCGAUGCAUGGGCCCGGUACAGUGCGCAAGGCGCAUCGUUGCCUCAGCGAUUGGACUUCACUACCAUCGUUUGGCCUGUCCUCGACCCACCUACAUGCUCGCCGCCUCAGAUGUCUGAUGGGCCACCCAUCAUCAACGGCCUUACGCGCGAGAAGCUCAUGGAGUUUCUACUGUCUCCGGAGCAUUCAGUUGGUGUGAACUCCAGAGCGAGGAUACAAGCCGCGCUGUUGCGCUGGCAUCCUGACAAGAUGGCACGAGUACUGGAGAUCGUUGUGGAGAAGGAUAGGACCACGGUUGAGGAGGGCGUGAAGAUCGUCGCUGGGGAAUUGGCGACUAUGUUGAGGCAGGUUAGUGAGGCACGGAGAAUGUAG
Molecule: messenger RNA, 930 nt
Organism: Peniophora sp. CBMAI 1063
Lineage: Eukaryota; Fungi; Basidiomycota; Agaricomycetes; Russulales; Peniophoraceae
Source: the annotation of a GenBank genome assembly